AUGGACUCUCACCGGCGCAGGCUCGCCGGCCUGAUGGCGGAUCUCAUCCCCACAAAAGUGCUUGAGCAGCGUGCUCAUGCCGCUGACAGCGCUGGGGCGGCCACGGCCACCUCAACAAUCUCUCCCUACGCCUCCAACCUAGCUGGCGUGAACCAGCCCGUCAACAUGCUGUUCAAGGACAUGCUUUGGGCCAGCUUCGGUGGCAUGGCCGUCCUCGUCCUCGUCAUCACGAUUAGCCGUAUCCUUUGGGCUCAGCUGCGCCAUGUGUCGGCCAUGUCCGUCGAGGGCGAGAGACAGAACUACUGGAAGACGGCUCAGUGGAAGUGGAUGCCCAGCUUGAAGAAGCACCUCAUCUACGCUCCCCUCUGGAACAAGCGUCACAACAAGGAGAUCAAGCUUUCCAGCGCCAUUGGCAUCGGCACCCUACCCUCACGCAUGCACAGCGUCAUCCUGGGUUUCUACCUGGCCAGCAACAUCGUCUACAUGUUCUUCUUGAACUGGGAAAACGCCAACAUCUACUCGUUCUGCGCCGAACUCCGUGGCCGAUCCGGCACCCUCUCCAUCGUCAACAUGGUGCCGCUCAUCAUCCUUGCCGGCCGCAACAACCCGCUCAUCGGCAUGCUCCACGUAAGCUUCGACACUUAUAAUCUCCUUCAUCGAUGGAUUGGCCGCAUGGCUGUGAUUGAGGCCGUCCUUCACACCAUCGCCUGGUUGAUUGUUCAAGUUGCCGCAAGUGGAUGGGAUGGUGUUUGGCAUAGAAUGUCCAACGAGCUCUUCAUCGGCUCCGGCAUGGCUGGCACUAUCGCCCUCGUUGUCAUCAUGAUCCUCUCCUUCUCGCCAGUUCGCCACGCCUUUUACGAGACGUUUCUCAACGUCCACAUUAUCCUCGCCUUCUUCAUCUUCCUGAUGACGUACAUCCACUGCGCUGUCGCUGGCAUGCCUGGUGGACUUCCCCAGCUCCCCUGGAUGAUCGCCAUCUUCAUCCUAUGGUUCCUUGAGCGCAUGGCGCGCAUCGUUCGGGUCGCCUAUAUGAACUGGUCUGACCGUGGUCUCACUGACGCCAUCAUUGAGGCUGUCCCCGGCGAGUGCACUCGUGUCACCAUGAACCUUCCGCGCUACGUCGACGUUAAGCCCGGCACACAUGCCUAUCUGCGUUUCAAGGACAUCAGGCCAUGGGACUGCCAUCCCUUCUCCAUCGGCUGGGUUGAGCACAUUCCUGACCACCGCGCCCUGCAUUUGGAUGAGGAGAAGGCUCAGCUCACUGCCAUCUACAAGAAGAACUCGACAACCUCGAUCUCUUUCAUCAUUGGUGCCCACACUGGAUUCACUCGCGAUCUUUACAACGUCGCCCGCCAGAGCGGUGACCGCGCUAUCCGUAUGAAGGCCGUGGUUGAGGGACCCUACUCUGGCCAUCACUCGCUCGACUCCUACGGUCAUGCCGUCCUCUUUGCCGGUGCCACCGGCAUCACCCACGGCAUCUCCUACCUCAAGCCUCUCAUCGAUGGGUACAACAACGGGAGCGUGGCAACAAGACGCAUCACCCUAGUCUGGAUCGUCCGUGACUACGAGGCCCUCGAGUGGGUUCGUCCGUGGAUGGAUACCAUCCUCCGUCUGCCCAACCGCAAGGAUAUCCUCCGCAUCCAGCUCUACAUCACGCGCCCUCAGAACUCCCAGCAGAUUGUCUCGGCUUCCAAUACGGUCCAGAUGUUCCCUGGCCGCCCCAACAUCCCUUUGCUGAUGAAGCGCGAGGUCUCAGAGCAGCAAGGCGCCAUGUGUGUGCACAUCUGUGGACCUGGAGCCUUGGCUGAUGAUGUGCGAGCGGCAGUCAGAGAGGUGCAGGAUGAAGGCACUGUGGUCGACUUUGUGGAGGAGAGUUUCACGUGGUAA
This is a messenger RNA of Colletotrichum spaethianum, 1887 nucleotides long. Its product is annotated as ferric reductase transmembrane component 3. The record is from RefSeq and is a predicted model, not a curated record. The coding region runs from base 1 to 1887 and encodes 628 amino acids. Gene Ontology annotation, cellular component: plasma membrane. Gene Ontology annotation, biological process: iron ion transport; copper ion import; intracellular iron ion homeostasis. Gene Ontology annotation, molecular function: ferric-chelate reductase activity. NCBI's taxonomy places the organism in Eukaryota, Fungi, Ascomycota, Sordariomycetes, Glomerellales, Glomerellaceae. The transcript has a single exon.